AUGACAACCAUAAUGUCAAAGCCAAAAAUUCCGGAUGCGAACUACCUGACCUAUCUCACAACCUUCCCUCUCCCACUGAGGGGUUCCAGUUCUAAGGAUCCCUUGCAGACGUAUGCAGUCCUGUACACUCUGUGCUUCCCUCCGGCGACCAAGUCGUACCUGAUCAACUCUCGAGAUGAGCCAAUGGAUUUCGACUAUGCCCCUUCCCAUCUGGAUUCUGGGAACCCGAACAUCAAGCAGGGUUGUCGCCAUCGACGAGUUAGAUUGAGGUCGACGAAGUCAGUGAUGGUUGGGGCGAAGCUGGAGAUAGUGGAUGACAUGCUAGAGCUGGCCAUUCGACUAUGGGCCGGCGUCGACACCGCCGUGGAUACACGACGUGGUGCAGAGAUACUUAAACGGGUCUACGAAGGGCCCUUCGCCCCCGAAAAGAAAGGCGUCGCCGCGAGCCUUAUCGCCCAUUUCUUCUUCCAUUGUGAGCACCCAGCAAUGGAUACACCCAUCUUCGGAAUGUCUCCCCGGAUGCGCCACUGGGUCGCGGCGAUCCACUGGGCAGCGCAGAGUUGCCGCCUGGGACUCUUCUCGUUCAUCUGCAACCUCAUCGCAGAGUGCGCGCUGAGCCUCCCAGACGACAAGGCCUCAUAUGAGGGGGAGCUGAGGGGUGAUCUGGACCUCGUGCUUGCCCAGCGUGAGGUGUUCGUUGGGGAGACGGGGUAUCAGCCGCGUAUGACGACGAUAUGUGGGCAGUGCUUGAAGACGCCCCCCGAGGGCUCCCGGCUCUUGCAGUGCGCUGGGUCCUGUGCAAGGGUUCGAAGGCCUCAGUACUGCUCUCGACAGUGUCAGAAAGCGGAUUGGAGCAGACAUCGGAAAUGGUGCAAGAAAGACCUCGAUCCUGCCUCCGAUAGCGUGGACGAAGAGGCACUGUAUAAUAUGCAUAUGGUGAACGACGACCCUUCAAAAUCGUAA
Messenger RNA from Cyclocybe aegerita, 963 nucleotides. The record is from the annotation of a GenBank genome assembly. NCBI's taxonomy places the organism in Eukaryota, Fungi, Basidiomycota, Agaricomycetes, Agaricales, Hemipholiotaceae.